Messenger RNA from Erpetoichthys calabaricus (reedfish), 1548 nucleotides. Its product is annotated as Immunoglobulin superfamily member. The transcript has 3 exons. The record is from RefSeq and is a predicted model, not a curated record. Bases 38 to 727 code for a protein of 229 amino acids. Lineage: Eukaryota; Metazoa; Chordata; Cladistia; Polypteriformes; Polypteridae. Gene Ontology annotation, cellular component: membrane.
CCCAGUGCCACAGUUCUGUGCACAUUCAGUUGUAAUCAUGAGCCUUUCUUUUCACAGGAUCUGUUGCUCGACUUGUAUGUGGCUGUCAUUUGCAGCUUUUCUGGCUUUACAAAUCUACUGCAGUCAUGCUGUGGACAGGGCCACUCCGUCCAGACUUUUAAUCGCCAGGCUGGAUGCAGCAAAUGGGACAGCACGCCUGAACUCCAUGCCACACAACAGCACUCUGAAACCUCAGGCUGCCAAACUGGAAACUGUCGUCAUAGUGCAACAAUCUCCACCAAAAGAGAAGGCGGUGGAAGGGGAGACUGUCCUGUUUCUAUGUCUCUUUAACCACAGUGGGCAAAAUAAUGUCUCUGUAUCAUGGUACAACCAGAAAGGGCAGGAGAAAGUGAUGGUCCUGGUGGAGAAUGAAACUAAACAAGAGGACUACUUGGGUCGAGCUUUCCUGAGAGCAGACUGGCACCUAGGGAAUGCCUCCAUGACCCUUCUCAAUGUCACCACAUCUGACUUUGGCAUUUAUAUCUGCUCUCUGAAGCUCCCAGAUGGCAGUACAGUAGAGGGAGAUGGUACAAAGCUGAGUGUGCGUCGCUCAUUAGGACUCUUUGGAAUGGAGGAAUCAAUCGGGACAAUCAUAGGAGUGGUGGCAGCAGCCAUUGGGGUCACUAUUGGACUGGUGACCAUCAUUGUACCUCAGUGCCGAGAGAAGCUACCCUGUUUGAGAAAGUGAGACCUAAACAUCGGUUUGGCCACAUCCUAGGAUACUCCAAGCAGAUCUAGGAAUAUUGGAUAUUGAAAGAAGUGGGCCAUACUGGCUUUAAACUGUGACACAGGUCCAUUUCUACACAGAGGACAACAUCAGAAGAAGAAUCUGCUUUAUACAAUGUUGGGACUCAUUUUAGGCUUCUUUAUGUCAUUCUCCAAUACAGGAUAUCAAAAUAUGUCGUAUUACAUUUGAGUGUAAUGAGCAUUUCCCAGCACAGCAAGAUGUGAACCCCUCGAUUAGAUUAUAGGAAUGACUGCAUCUUGAUUCAGAUCACAAUAAUAUUUAGCUCCCAUGAGGGGUCACUAAUGUCUGCACUCUUUGCAUUAAACCAUAAUCAUUUCUUCUAAUGCUGACUGUAGGCACAGGGAGGUCAGCCCUUACCCCUCCACGGUGUAUUAGGUUCUAAUAGUGUCUACAUCUUCUUACAUCAGUUACUAGAUGACGAUAAAAUCUGCAUGCCCAAAUCAAAAGACAUUAGAAUAAUCUAGAAGAGAACAGGCCAUUCAGCCCAGCAAAGCUUGCAGUCCUAUCAAGUCUAACUUUGAAGGUACCUAAAGUCCUACUAUCUAUCACACCACUUGGUAGCUUUUUCCAUAUGUCAAAGGUCUCUGUGUGAAGAGAAACUCCCUAUUGUUUCAGAGAAGUUUACCCCUAAGUUUCCAAUUAUGUUCUUGAUUAAGUAAUUUUAAAGAAACAGCCAUGGUCUGCUGGACUCCCUUCAUAGUUUUAAAUACUUCAAUCAUGUCUCCUCUUAAUUUGCCUUUGCUUAAACGGAAAAGGCUCAG